CACUACACAUUGAAAAGCUUUGUUAGGCAGCAUCGUAGGUAAUGCACGUAGUAUUAGUCUAUUUUUGAAUGCACCAAGUGUUUGCCCAAAAAUAUCCGAAGCAGAGCUGCAACUGGCCAAAAAAGUGUCCAGAAAAUAAAAUAAACUUUGAAGAUAUAUCGCAAGUUGUAUCCUUGUUAAGUGUACCAAAUAUGCUGAAAACCCUGGGACCUUACGAGGAAAUUGAUGCAAAAGUGAUUAGUCUCCUGAACACUGAUUUUCGUAUUACUCAAAAGAAACUGUAUUUAAUUCCCAAGCUCUUUACCGGUGCCUUAAUCCAUAAUAAGUUGAUGUUAAUGGCUAUUACCUGCGAAGCUUGCUCAAGACAUGCCACUAUAGAUAUUCAUCUAGAAACAAGUAUUGAUUCUGUGCCCUCUUCGAAAUGUUUCUAUAUGGGUUAUCUUGUUCUGUUAUUGUUAGCUCUGAUGGAAAGAACUUCUCAAAAAACUGCUUAUUGGCUUACAUACAAUGAACGUCCUCAUUACCUGUCCCACAACAAUGGCAACAUCCGGAUUACAAAAAGUGUUUGUUGGUCCUCAAGUUGAUGUCGCUCCCACCGAAUUUACUGUGGAUAGUACAAAAGUUUUUUUGCGAUCAGAGG
Messenger RNA from Rhizopus microsporus ATCC 52813, 640 nucleotides. RefSeq lists its product as uncharacterized. NCBI's taxonomy places the organism in Eukaryota, Fungi, Mucoromycota, Mucoromycetes, Mucorales, Rhizopodaceae. Bases 69 to 584 code for a protein of 171 amino acids. The record is from RefSeq and is a predicted model, not a curated record. The transcript is spliced from 2 exons.